Messenger RNA from Stylonychia lemnae, 564 nucleotides. NCBI's taxonomy places the organism in Eukaryota, Ciliophora, Spirotrichea, Sporadotrichida, Oxytrichidae. The record is from the annotation of a GenBank genome assembly.
AUGGUUGAGAGACCUAACCCUAAAAUAGUUCCAGAUCCAGUUUAAGAACCUGCAAAAGUUAAGAUUGUGGUAGUAGGUGAACCUUCUGUUGGGAAAACUUGUCUUUCAAAAAGAUUUGCUUUGGGAACGUUCAAUGCGAAUGAAGAAAAAACAAUAGGUUCAGAUUUUUAUUCAAAGACUUUGAAUAAGUCUGCUACAAUUAAAGCAAAUGUUGCUUUCACUCUAUGGGAUUUAAGUGGUGAUUAAACAUAUGUUGAGGUGAGAAAUGAAUUUUACAAGGACUCGUAGGUCCUCAUGAUAGUAUAUGAUGUUACUAAUAAAAAGAGCUUUGACGCCAUAGAUAUGUGGUUAAGGGAAGUUUCAAAAUAUUAAGGUGAACAUCUUUAGAAUGCUACCAUAAUUGUUGGGAAUAAAUCUGAUUAAAAAAGCAGAAGAGCUAUAACAAAAGAUGAUGCUGAGAGUUGGACAAAGUAAAGAGGAUUCUUUGGAUAUUAUGAAACUAGUUCUUCCGAGGGUAAUGGAUUUAAUCAGUUAUUCUAAGAUAUUGCCACUUCAUUCGCUUGA